AUGGGUAAGUUCAUGAAAUCAGGCAAAGUUGUGCUCAUACUAGGAGGAAAAUAUGCUGGACGGAAAGCAAUAAUCGUCAAAAAUUAUGAUGAUGGCACCUCUGAGAAACAAUACAGUCAUGCUCUCGUCGCUGGGAUCAGCAGAUACCCUCUGGCUGUCACCAAAAAGAUGAACAAAAAGAAGAUCAAAACAAGGUCCAAGAUUAAGCCAUUCAUUAGAGUCUACAACUAUAAUCACUUGAUGCCAACUCGUUAUACAGUUGAGGUGAACUUGGACAAGCAAUUGGUUAACAAGGAUGCAUUCAGAGAUCCAGCCCUUCGAUCCAAAGCCAGGAGGGAAAUCAAAGCCAAGUUUGAAGAAAGAUACAAGACAGGCAAGAACAGAUGGUUCUUCCAGAAGUUGAGGUUCUGA
Messenger RNA from Helobdella robusta, 411 nucleotides. RefSeq lists its product as hypothetical. Gene Ontology annotation, biological process: translation. Lineage: Eukaryota; Metazoa; Annelida; Clitellata; Rhynchobdellida; Glossiphoniidae. Gene Ontology annotation, molecular function: structural constituent of ribosome. The record is from RefSeq and is a predicted model, not a curated record. Gene Ontology annotation, cellular component: ribosome; cytosolic large ribosomal subunit. The coding region runs from base 1 to 411 and encodes 136 amino acids. The transcript is spliced from 4 exons.